Messenger RNA from Zerene cesonia (dogface butterfly), 815 nucleotides. RefSeq lists its product as uncharacterized. The record is from RefSeq and is a predicted model, not a curated record. Bases 27 to 815 code for a protein of 262 amino acids. The transcript is spliced from 2 exons. NCBI's taxonomy places the organism in Eukaryota, Metazoa, Arthropoda, Insecta, Lepidoptera, Pieridae.
AUAAAUAAAGCGUAUUGACAAUAAAUAUGGAUGGAAACGAGGGGGGCGGCGAUAAUCCGCCCAUCUCUAAGAAGAGACCACGACAACCUGAAGAUCUUCGAGAUGUUUCUGGUACUGGCGGCGGAGGUGGUGAGAGUGACUCCCCUUUUCUACCUUUUCGUAAGCCUAAUUAUAAAAGGCUUUAUCCGGAGAAUAAUAUGAACACAGAAUAUAAAGUUUUCGUCGAAAGCAAAAACUUACAGGAAAAAAUAGGAAAUAAAAGUCCCAUUUAUUUGAAUCAUAUAUUUUCUACUAUUAAAGGUGUGGUGACACUGAGGCGUAUUAGCGCCAACAGAAUAGUUGUGGUCUUCAAACAGCACAACACGGCCAAUAAUUUUCUUAACAACAACAACUUUCUAGAUAGAUAUGAUAUAAAAGCAUAUAUUCCAGCAGCCCAAAUUGAAAAAACUGGUAUAAUUAGAUUUGUACCAUCUAAUCUGUCGAAUAAAGAAUUAUUUACAAAACUAACUUCCAAAUAUGAAAUUAUUGCAGUUCGUAGAUUUGUUAAAAAAAUAGGUCAUGAGUUAAUAGGAACACAGACUGUUAGUAUCACAUUUCUGACAAAUUCAUUACCUGAGAAUGUACAAUAUGAUUUAUUUUCAUACAGAGUUUUUGACUAUGUUCCCCCUCUUCAACAAUGUUACAGAUGUUUUAAAUUUAAUCAUUCUGCAAAGAUAUGUUACGGUAAACGGCGUUGUUCAAUCUGUUCAGGCGAUCACUCAUAUAAAGAAUGUAAUAGACCAGAUGAGAUUUGCUGCGUAAAUUUUAGUAAAUAA